Drosophila rhopaloa is the source of this 307-nucleotide messenger RNA. RefSeq lists its product as uncharacterized. The transcript has a single exon. The record is from RefSeq and is a predicted model, not a curated record. NCBI's taxonomy places the organism in Eukaryota, Metazoa, Arthropoda, Insecta, Diptera, Drosophilidae. The coding region runs from base 24 to 290 and encodes 88 amino acids.
CAGCGAAUCAUUGGCGUGAAAUCAUGGCAUCUCGGUGUGGCUUUCUCUGCCUUUUCUGCAUCCUGGUCAUCAACAAUCUGCUCCUGGCAACUUUGGCCAUCGACAGCGAAAUCGUGGAGGCCGAAACCGGUGGACUCAAUGCAACUGACCCCAAUGAAGCCAUGCAAAUAAGUUUGGAGGAGGUGUGGAACCCCAACGAAACGGUGCAGGUGCAGCCCUACAACAUCCUGGAGGCCAACUGCCCCCAGGGGUAUGUCCUGGCUAACAAACAUUGUCAUAGGCGAGCCUAGAAAUUGGGAAUAAAUUG